CUAAAGGCCUUCGAUGAUGAAAUCAAUGCUUUUUUGGAUUAUAUGUUUGGGCCUCGAGAUUCCCGAGUCAGAGGGUGGUUCAUGUUGGACUCUUACCUGCCUACCUUUGUUCUUACUGUCAUAUAUUUGCUUUCAAUAUGGCUGGGUAACAAAUACAUGAAGAACAGACCUGCUUUUUCUCUCAGGGGAAUCCUCACCUUGUAUAAUCUUGGAAUCACACUUCUCUCCGCCUACAUGUUAAUAGAGCUCAUUCUCUCCAGUUGGGAAGGAGGCUACAACUUACAGUGUCAAGAUCUCACCAGCGCUGGGGAAGGCGAUAUCAGGGUAGCCAAGGUGCUAUGGUGGUACUACUUCUCCAAAUUAGUAGAGUUCCUGGACACAAUUUUCUUUGUUUUGCGAAAAAAGACAAAUCAGAUCACUUUCCUUCAUGUCUACCAUCAUGCCUCCAUGUUUAACAUCUGGUGGUGUGUCUUGAACUGGAUACCCUGUGGACAGAGUUUCUUUGGACCAACACUGAACAGCUUUAUCCACAUUCUAAUGUACUCCUAUUAUGGACUCUCUGUGUUUCCAUCCAUGCACAAGUACCUUUGGUGGAAGAAAUACCUCACACAGGCUCAGCUGGUGCAGUUCCUGCUCACCAUCACCCACACGCUGAGUGCCGUUGUGAAGCCCUGUGGCUUCCCCUUUGGUUGCCUCAUCUUCCAGUCCUCCUAUAUGAUGACACUAGUCGUCCUGUUCUUAAAUUUUUAUGUUCAGACAUACCGAAAAAAGCCAAUGAAAAAAGACAUGCAAGAGCUGCCUGCAGGAAAAGAAGUCAGAAAUGGUUUUUCCAAAGCCUGCUUCGCCGAAGUGAAUGGAGUGAUAAGCAAGAAAGCCCAAUGACAGAGUGACAGGGAACGCAUGCCUGGCAUCAGCCCAACAAGUCCGCUUGUUUUAAAGCAAAGACUGAAUUGAAAGUUGUAUGUUUUAGCAUAAACUAAUUUCUUCUGAGUUUAUAAAAUCAUUUGUACCAGAAUGUAUUAAUAUAUUGCUACUAGGUUAAUCCAUUAAUGCUUUGGUCAGCAUCGAGGCGAUGCUGGACCCUGAAACUUCAGAGCAGAUGCCCCCUCCCUCCGUGCAGACUCACCCUUCCUAGGUGCACUCUGUAACGCCACACACACGUCCAAGGCCAGGAGGUGUGGGGCACUGUCAUUCAUGGCAAGUCUUCAAGUGGAGUGUUGUUCAGAUUAAACUGUCAAACAAAACGUUGUAUUGUAAAUAUCGACAUGAUCUAAUAUGCAGUAAGCAAUAAUCGUCAGUGCACAAAGGAAUCAACCACAGAAAAUAUUAAAAUGGGAUCAGAAAGUGAAGACAAAAAUCUAGUCAAACCUCUCAGGCCAGAGCCUUGU
Molecule: messenger RNA, 1388 nt
Organism: Urocitellus parryii (Arctic ground squirrel)
Lineage: Eukaryota; Metazoa; Chordata; Mammalia; Rodentia; Sciuridae
Gene: Elovl2
Product: ELOVL fatty acid elongase 2
Biological process (GO): very long-chain fatty acid biosynthetic process; sphingolipid biosynthetic process; fatty acid elongation, monounsaturated fatty acid
Cellular component (GO): endoplasmic reticulum membrane; endoplasmic reticulum
Molecular function (GO): fatty acid elongase activity
Source: RefSeq, a predicted model, not a curated record